AUGGCAUUACAUCAGUUCGACUAUAUCUUCGCGAUUACGAUGAUUUUUGGCUUCUUAGAUGCCUUCAACAUCGGUGCCAAUGAUGUUGCAAAUUCUUUUGCUUCAUCUAUCUCUUCUAGAUCUUUGAAAUAUUGGCAAGCUAUGGUUUUGGCCGGUAUUUGUGAAUUUUUAGGAACUGUUUUGGCUGGCGCAAGAGUUUCUGGUACUAUUAAAAAUAACAUUCUGGAUGCGAAAUUUUAUACCGAUGAACCAGCUGUUCUUAUGUUGACCAUGUCAUGUGCUUUGGUUGGUUCUGCUACUUGGUUGACUAUUGCUACCUCUAUUGGUAUGCCUGUGUCUACUACUCAUUCGAUUGUCGGUGGUACUAUUGGUGCGGGGAUCGCCGCUAGUGGAGCUUCCGGUGUCGUUUGGGGUUGGGCUGGUGUUGCUCAAAUUAUUGCAUCUUGGUUUAUUGCUCCAGUAUUAGCUGGUGCCAUUGCUGCUGUUAUUUUCCUAAUUUCCAAAUACUGUGUGUUGGAAAUCAAAUCAAUUCAAAGAUCCAUCAAGAACGCUUUGCUGCUAGUUGGUUUGCUGGUCUUUGCUACUUUCUCUAUCUUGACCAUGUUGAUCGUCUGGAAAGGUUCUCCAAAUUUAGAAUUGGAUAAAUUGUCUGAAACUGAAACUGCUUUGGGAAUUGUGCUAACUGGUGCUGUCGCUUGUGUCAUUUACUUCGUCUUCUUUUACCCAUUUUACAGAAGAAAAAUCUUGAACGAAGAUUGGACUUUGACUCUAUUGGAUAUCUUCCGUGGUCCAACUUAUUAUUUCAAGCCAACUGAUAACAUUCCAGCUAUGCCAGAAGGUCACCAAUUGACUAUUGAUUAUUACGAGGGUAGAAGAUUUGUCGAGGAAGUAGGCGCUGAGGAUGAAGAAAACAUCAAGGCUGGUGACAUAUCGACUAUCUCUACUCAAGGCAAGGACAGGAAAGAGGAGACUAUCCAAAAGAUUGAUAUUGUUAAGACCGAAUCUGUUCCAGAAGAAGAGAUGUCUACUAGACAAUACUGGUGGCGUUUAUUUAAAGAAGGUCCAAAGCAAUGGCCACUUCUACUUUGGUUAGUUGUAUCCCAUGGUUGGACUCAGGAUGUUAUCAGCGCUCAAGUCAACGAUAAGGAUAUGCUAACUGGUGACAUUAAGGGCAUGUUCAAGAGAUCUAAGUUCUACGACAACAGAGUUGAAUACAUUUACUCUAUCUUGCAAGCUAUCACUGCAGCUACUAUGUCUUUUGCUCACGGUGCUAACGAUGUGGCUAAUGCUGUUGGUCCUCUAUCUGCAGUCUACGAUAUCUGGAGAAAAAACGAAGUCGCUUCCAAGUCCGAAGUCCCAGUUUGGGUCUUAGCUUAUGGUGGUGGUGCACUAGUUAUUGGUUGUUGGACUUAUGGUUAUAACGUUAUUAAGAACCUGGGUAACAAGAUGAUUUUGCAAUCUCCAUCAAGAGGUUUCUCUAUUGAAUUGGCCGCCGCUAUUACAACCGUGAUGGCCACUCAACUGGCAAUCCCAACAUCUACUACACAGAUUGCUGUUGGUGGUAUUGUUGCCGUUGGUUUGUGUAACAAGGACGUUAAAUCCGUCAACUGGAGAAUGGUAGCCUGGUGUUACUGUGGUUGGUUCUUGACAUUGCCAAUUGCUGGUUUGAUUGCUGGUAUCUUGAACGGUAUAAUAUUGAACGCCCCACGCUUUGGUGGUGAAUAUCAAAUGUCAUAG
Torulaspora delbrueckii is the source of this 1737-nucleotide messenger RNA. It is a transcript of the gene PHO89, whose product is annotated as Pho89p. NCBI's taxonomy places the organism in Eukaryota, Fungi, Ascomycota, Saccharomycetes, Saccharomycetales, Saccharomycetaceae. Gene Ontology annotation, biological process: phosphate ion transmembrane transport. Gene Ontology annotation, cellular component: membrane. The coding region runs from base 1 to 1737 and encodes 578 amino acids. The record is from RefSeq and is a predicted model, not a curated record. The transcript has a single exon.